Molecule: messenger RNA, 937 nt
Organism: Harmonia axyridis
Lineage: Eukaryota; Metazoa; Arthropoda; Insecta; Coleoptera; Coccinellidae
Gene: Prosalpha7
Product: proteasome subunit alpha type-3
Exons: 5
Coding region: 124-888 (254 amino acids)
Biological process (GO): ubiquitin-dependent protein catabolic process
Cellular component (GO): proteasome core complex; nucleus; proteasome core complex, alpha-subunit complex
Source: RefSeq, a predicted model, not a curated record
CGUAUUCUAUGAUAAGAUUUUGACAGUUGUGUAUAUUUGCCAUAGAAAACGACGAAUGAGUUGUGAAUUUUUGGUUUUUGUAAUAUUUGCCUUCUGAAAGUUUCUCAAAUCUUAUAAGAAAAUAUGAGUUCAAUAGGCACUGGCUAUGAUCUUUCUGCUUCUCAAUUUUCGCCGGAUGGGCGAGUAUUCCAAGUUGAAUAUGCCAUGAAAGCUGUAGAAAACAGCGGAACAGUGAUAGGGCUAAAAGGUACCGAUGGUGUUGUAUUGGCAGCAGAAAAAUUAGUUACGUCUAAAUUACACGAACCAGGCACUAAUAAGAGAAUAUUCAAUAUAGAUAAUCAUAUUGGAAUGUGUUUUUCUGGAUUGAUAGCUGAUGCAAGACAACUUGUUGAAAUUGCUAGGAAAGAAGCUGCUAAUUAUAGGUCUCAGUAUGGUGUGAGCAUUCCACUCAAAUACCUUAAUGACAGAGUAAGCAUGUAUAUGCAUGCAUAUACACUUUACAGUGCAAUCAGACCUUAUGGCUGCAGUGUUAUUCUGGCCAGUUAUGAAGAAAAUGAGCCAUUCAUGUACUUGAUUGAUCCCUCUGGUGUUAGCUAUGGAUAUAAUGGAUGUGCUACUGGGAAGGCGAAACAGUCUGCUAAAACAGAAAUUGAAAAGUUGAAACUAGGUGAAUUAAGCUGUAAAGAAUUAGCCAGAGAAGCUGCCAAAAUAAUUUACCAAGUUCACGAUGAAUUGAAAGACAAAAAUUUCGAAUUAGAAUUAUCUUGGGUUGGAAAAGAUAGUAAUGGAAAACACGAAAGAGUUCCAAGUCAUAUAUUAGCAGAUGCUGAAAAAGCUGCAAAGCAAGCAAUGGAGGCAGAUUCAGAUUCUGAUACAGAAGAUUUGUAGAUAAUAAUUUGAUUUAAGUUCAAUUCACAAUAAAACUAAUCUUUUAAAA